AGAGACUUUCGUUGUCGUUGAACAGUGCUCAUAGCUCACCCAAUACUAGUGAUCAUAUGGAAGAUGAUGCUCCGGCAGGUCUUCGUGCAAUGGUCGUGGAUGACAAUACUGCAUGUCUUUUUAUAACUUCCAUUAUGCUUCAAAAGUUCAAUUACGAAGUGACUGGUGUUCGAGGAGGAAGGGAGGCUUUAAAAUUGCUCAAAGAGAAGCCCCGUCAUUUCGAUCUUGUCAUAAGUGAUCUUCAUAUGCCAGAAAUGAAUGGAAUUCAAUUACUCCGCCGCAUAAAGCGGAAAUACGCUACCGUGCCCGUGCUCCUGAUGUCUGGAGAUAUAAAGGCCGAAAUGGUGACAAGAGCACUAGAGAACGGUGCUGGUUAUUAUCUGUACAAGCCUGUGACUUGUUCUGACUUUGAGAAACUAUGGCAGCAUGUUAUUAAAAGCAAGGUAGACCCUAAGGGGUGCGAAAAAGAUAUGGAAAGUUUUUGUCAAGAUUCACCAAGAGAAAAACAGAAGAGUACUAGUAGGGUUCCUGUGUCAUCAUCAUCUGAUUAUAAUGAAGGAAAUUCCAGAACUGAAGUAUCAAGGAAGAGGAAUGAACCUUCAAGAGAACAACCAGGGGAUGGUAAAAGAACUCGCGCGCGGUCUGCUGCUCCAAAGAAGCGAAGGGUUAUCUGGACUGCUGAAUUACACAAUCACUUCCUUGAUGCCAUUGAAAAAUUAGGCGUAGACAAGGGUGUGCCAAAGAGAAUACUCGAGUAUAUGAGAAUCCCUGGCUUAACCAGAGAAAAUGUAGCGAGCCAUCUACAGAAAUACAGGAUAUUUGUGAAAAAGCUUGUAGAAAACAACCGAUAUAUCGAGCCAAGUACUGUCAAGUCCUUAGCCAGUAGAGCAUUUCACUCUAACUUUGCUACGGAUGAGCCUGCGCCGAUGAAUUUACCACAAAACUUUUCUCAAAGAACACCCAAAUACUCAUUUGGGUCAUUCCAAUCGGGAUCAGGAGAUGGCAACUUUAAGGGUCUCAACACUCAAACCCACAGUUCACAUCUUAGUGCUUCUAUGGUCGUUGCAGGAUUUCAACUUGGUCAAUCAUCGAUCACUCCGAUGAACAACAACAACAAAGGCUUAAUGGCAUCGACACAACAACCGAGGUCUACAACUAGUGUUGCUGCUGGAAAUGCGUCGUCAUUUAAUCAUCAAAACAUUGUUGACAUUGCUAAUGGAAACCAGAAUACCACCACAAUUAGGCCAUCUCGAUCGAUUCUAAACAUGUCAAUGGGAGGCGGAAGAAGUGGUAGGGGCACCAUGCAACUAGUUCAUCAGCAAAAUUUAAUGAGGUGGAGAAACAAUGGCCAAAGUGCUGGACUACUUAAUACCAGCACUGGCACUAUCUACGAAAGAGGUAACUUUCAGAGGCAGAAUAAUAAUGCAUAUGUGGCAAAUAUGGGAACAACUUCAACCAUCGAUUCAUCAUUCGUUGGUAAUUCAGCCCAACCCUCUACCCUCAAUUCAACCAACUUUACAGGAAUUCAGAUUAUCAAUGACAACACCAACUCUCGUGGAACACUACAUAUUGGUCCUAUGGUUAGUACACCCUCAAAUGACAACAACGUAGACAACAUGGACUAUAGCUUCACUAACAUGCCAACAUCAUUAGUAACGGAAGUACCUGGUCUGGUUCAUGAAUCCCCCGCCAUUCAAUCAUCUUAUUCUGUAAUUGAAGAACCAAACUCAGACCCUGAUUACCUGAACAGCGAACCAUCCUCAGUUGCACCAGUGGAAGUUUCUAAUCCGACCCCUCAACCACCUUGCAUGAAUACUAAUGGUUUUACUGUUCCUCAAGAUGAAGCUUCUUUCAGAGGUGGCAUAAUUCCGAAUGCAAAUCAUCAAUCCAUUUCCCCACAAGAAGAAACUCAAGUACCAACUGUACCGGUGGCACCAGCACCAUUGGUACAAGAGGCGCAACAACCGGAGCAGGCUGGGACAGACGAAGAAGAUCCAUUUGAAGGAUUAUAUGAUCUACUAAGGAACGAUUCUAACAUUGGGAGCUCACUUCCUCCUUUAAUGGACAAUGAGGAUUUUGCACAUUACUUCCAGGAUUUCGAGCAAUCUAAUAUUCAUCAGGGAGAAAUAUAUGGUGGGAAGGAUUUUCUCAACCCCGACUUCGAUACAAGUGCGUGUGAAGUGACUAAUGGUGGAAAUGACGGGAUAUCCCAGUUGUAAUUGGUUCAGAUAUCCAUGGAGGUCGAUGGCACCAGAAGUCAUAUGUUUGUAUCAAUGAUGGAUCCCGCUGUGCAUUCAGCCAUGGAGAAGCUUUCUAGCUAUAUUGAGACAUCUUAAUAAUCUGCUAUCACGGUGGAUUUCAUUCAAGAUUAUAAUCUUAGUGGUUAUUUCCUGAACCUAUUUGUGUUUGUUAUCUUAAUUUGAACUAUUUUAUUUACAUAAUAAGCUCUAAAAAAUAAGGGUGAUACUAUUUGAGUUAUCAAAACUCCAGCCAUAUUAUGUGGCUACCAUAAAAACCAUAUCCAAUAAAAAUGGAACAAAAUUCCCAUUUU
Papaver somniferum (opium poppy) is the source of this 2551-nucleotide messenger RNA. Its product is annotated as two-component response regulator ORR24-like. The coding region runs from base 57 to 2219 and encodes 720 amino acids. The record is from RefSeq and is a predicted model, not a curated record. The transcript is spliced from 6 exons. Gene Ontology annotation, molecular function: DNA binding. NCBI's taxonomy places the organism in Eukaryota, Viridiplantae, Streptophyta, Magnoliopsida, Ranunculales, Papaveraceae. Gene Ontology annotation, biological process: cytokinin-activated signaling pathway; phosphorelay signal transduction system.